UACAUUUGAAAACACCAGAGAUGCUGAGAUGGUAAUCAGAAAGAAACAGAUKAUGUGUGACAAGGAGUUCCCUCAAGACUACCCUAUCACUGUYUACAAAUUCACCCAAGACGUGUUGUUCUACMUGAACGCUAAAGUGGACCUGUCAAUCUUCGGUGACGAGGAACAGCAGGAGYCCGUGAUCCAYAGCUUGCAGUCUGCUCACAGAUCAGUGAGGAUCUGCCUUCUACCCAGCCAGGAGGGUAAAGCUUCAGUGGAGGGACCCUUCUCUGCCGUCAGGGCCCUGAGAGAGGACCUGCUCCAGCGGGCCACUGCCAGCAGCAGCAGUCACCCAGGGGAGAAGCACAGGGCUCCAUCGAGCUCUGGUUACUCCCUGACCUCAGUGGCAGCAGGGAAUGGGGUAUCCCAGGUCAGCAGCAGUCAUGCCUGGGAAAAGCACAGAGCUCCAUCUCCAUCAAGCCAUGAUCAUUACCUGAGCUCUGUGGUAGUAGAGAGUAGGUCUUCCAGGGUCAGAUCUGGUGAUGGUGCUGAGGUGGACRUCCGGGUCAGCAGUUACACCUGGGAGAAGAAGAACGGGGCAGCUCCCUCAAGCGCUGAUCAUUCUCUGUCAAGCUCUGUGGCAGGAGGGAGUGGGGCUUCUACAAUAAAUCAAUCCUUGGAAAAGCACCGCAGGGCAGCUCCAUCAAGCUCUGAUCAUUCUCCGAGCUCCAUGGCAUCAGGGAAUUGUGGAGGCCAGGUCAUCUGA
Molecule: messenger RNA, 745 nt
Organism: Salvelinus sp. IW2-2015
Lineage: Eukaryota; Metazoa; Chordata; Actinopteri; Salmoniformes; Salmonidae
Exons: 3
Coding region: 29-745 (238 amino acids)
Source: RefSeq, a predicted model, not a curated record